Molecule: messenger RNA, 1839 nt
Organism: Puccinia triticina
Lineage: Eukaryota; Fungi; Basidiomycota; Pucciniomycetes; Pucciniales; Pucciniaceae
Exons: 5
Coding region: 1-1839 (612 amino acids)
Biological process (GO): regulation of cyclin-dependent protein serine/threonine kinase activity; G2/M transition of mitotic cell cycle
Cellular component (GO): nucleus; centrosome; cytoplasm
Molecular function (GO): cyclin-dependent protein serine/threonine kinase regulator activity
Source: RefSeq, a predicted model, not a curated record
AUGCCUCCACGUCGGACGAACAGCCGUGGUGCCCAUGUACGCUCCGUCUCUCUAGCCGACGAGAAUGCGCCGGUGAACUCCCUCGUUGGCCCUCAACGCUCCAAGGCGGCGCUCUUAUCGAAGCCUACCCGUAAUGGAGCUACAUCCUCAAGCUCGAAGGACUCAACCCACAAGUCGUCGUCCUCUGUCGGUGCAAGCACUGUCACAGGCCGCAGGGUCUUAGGCGACGUCAGCAACGCAGUCAAGGCUGCAAUCUCCGCCAAGGCCGAUCAAGAUGCCAAGGACCACAAACCUCUUUCCAAACCGGCGAAAGUCCGCAGAGUCGGAAGCCAAACCUCAUUCGAUCACUCUGAUUCGUCCGCAAACGCUCGCACCUGCCUGGAUGGGCCUGCCGCCACGUUUGGCGGCAAUGCAGGCAAGAAAGUUGCAGCUACCCUCAAGAACCGCUCUUCCGCUCAAAGUCUCAACUCCACCGGUGUCAAUACCAAGCGCAAGUCCUCUCACAAACCGACCAGCUCAUCCUCAAACCCUUGGGCUGCAGUUGCUCCGAAGGUGCUACGUGACGAGCUUAACGAAGUCGAAGUGAUUGCCGACUAUGACGAUCAAAUCAAACUAGACGAUCUAGACGAAGUUUCGCAUGAAUAUGCCCGACACGAAUAUGAAACGAUCCCCUCGAGAGAUGAGCAGAUGGUUUUAGAUCCCCAAGAAGAACACAUGACCCUUGAAGAAGAAGUCUUUUCGAAACCGGAAUCAAAACAAGCUGGCAAGGCCGAACCCGAAGAUUUCACCAGCGCCUCUGAACCAGACCACCAUGAUCACGAAGACAUGUUUCAAGCGCCGAGGGCCCGAGCGGCCUCCUUCAGCUCGGAGGCAAAUGAGCUCAGCAUAUGCAGGAACCAUGUCGAACACAACUUCAAGGAUGCAUCGGCUGAUAACUGGAUCAUGCUCGCUGACGAGGAUGAAGAGGAAUGCGCUCAAAUCAUCGCAGCUGUCAAAGCUGACUUUCAGGAAGAGCUUGAUUACUGGGAUGCUACCAUGGUAGCCGAGUACAGCGAGGAGAUCUUUACCUACAUGGAGUCCCUUGAGGAAACUACCCUUCCCAACCCGAGAUACAUGGAUGCGCAAACGGAAAUCGAGUGGGACAUGCGCACGACUUUGAUCGACUGGUUGCUCCAAGUGCACAUGCGCUACCACAUGCUUCCCGAGACCUUGUGGAUCGCCGUCAACAUCAUCGACCGAUUCCUGUCCAAGCGUGUUGUCAGCUUGGUCAAGUUUCAACUCGUCGGCGUCACUGCUAUGUUCGUUGCUGCCAAGUACGAGGAAAUCAUGGCUCCGAGUGUCGAGGAGUUUGUCUACAUGACCGAGAACGGCUACACCCGUGACGACAUCCUCAAGGGCGAGAAGAUCCUCUUAAACACUUUGGACUUCAGAAUCUCUCCUUACUGUUCUCCAUACUCGUGGCUCCGCCGUAUCUCGAAGGCGGACAACUAUGAUAUCCAGACACGCACGCUGUCCAAGUUCCUCAUGGAACUCACUCUGCUCGACCACCGUUUCUUGCGGGCCAAAUCAAGCAUGGUUGCAGCCAUUGGGAUGUACACUGCCCGUCGAAUGCUCGGAGGUGAUUGGAACGACGCGUUCAUCUACUACUCGGGCUAUGCCGAGGCGCAGCUGAUUACCCCGAUGACCUUUCUUAUCGAGUUCCUGUCAACGGAAGGCUUCGAAGACCGCUUCGUGUACAAAAAGUACGCCAACCGCAAGUUCCUCAAGGCGAGCGUGUUCGCGCGAAACCAGGCUUUGAAGCGGGGCCGCGAGGAGUCAGCCUCUCCCGAAGAAGCUUGA